Messenger RNA from Dibothriocephalus latus, 366 nucleotides. The record is from the annotation of a GenBank genome assembly. Lineage: Eukaryota; Metazoa; Platyhelminthes; Cestoda; Diphyllobothriidea; Diphyllobothriidae.
AUGUUUAGCAGUUUUAUUAUCACAACACUGGCUGUGUUUGAGAACCACAAGCGUGAUAAAGAUGAUGACGAUGAUGAUGACAAUGACGAUGGCAAACAUGGUCGCAGAAACAACAACCAUGACAAAGACGAUGACGACGACGAUGAUGAUGAUGAUGAUGAUGAUGAUGUCAAGCAAAAUGUCAGACGUGGCCGCAGAAACAACAACCGUGAUAAAGACGAUGACGAUGGUGAUGACGACGGGGAUGACAAGGACGAUGGCAAACGUGGUCGCAGGAACCACAAACAUGAUAAAGAUGGCGACGAUGCUGAUGAGGAUGAUGACGAUGAUGAUGAGAAACCCUUUUGGUUGAGGCUUAUUCCGUAA